Magallana angulata is the source of this 2380-nucleotide messenger RNA. RefSeq lists its product as uncharacterized. Lineage: Eukaryota; Metazoa; Mollusca; Bivalvia; Ostreida; Ostreidae. Gene Ontology annotation, molecular function: protein binding. The record is from RefSeq and is a predicted model, not a curated record. The coding region runs from base 125 to 2155 and encodes 676 amino acids. The transcript is spliced from 3 exons.
AUGUAUGAUAAAUGUUAACAUUUAAAUGGCCUGAUAUGGAUAGAAACUGGCGUACACCAUUAUUUUCUUUUCCAAACUAGAAUGUUUGGACCCUUGCGCUGAAGCUCACCGUAGGAAAACAAACAUGCAAAGCAUAAUGUAUGAACAUCGUGCAUCAAGAGAAGUUUAUGAUGCAAUGUGUGAAUUCUUUGGGACCUCAAAGGAUGUUGCAUUAAGAAGGGAUGUCAUGGACAUCAAUGAGAUCCUAACCGGACAUGCAUAUGUCUUCCACAAAAACAAGAAAUACCGGUAUUUUCAAAAUUUUAGUGGGAGCACACGGGAAGGUUUCAAUUUGAAAGGGUCUGACAUUGAUAUAAUGAUUUGGAUGGAUUGUAUCAAAGUUAUCUGGAGAUUUUCUCAAUCAGAACAUUACAAGUGUGAUAAUUAUAUACUUUGUUUCGAUUCAUCUAAAAGUCCACCAGGAUAUGGUUUAUUGGAGAUGCUCCCAAAACAUGAUGACUAUGAGGAAUAUUUAGAUGAACGUACUGCUACUAUAGAAGGUAAAAUGUACCUUCCAAGCAGUUAUUGGAAAUCGAUUAUGGGAUCCCGUGUUCCAAAGUGUUGGCUUCAUGGUCCCUGUUUAAUGUUCAGUGACACUUUUGACCUUGAUAUUGUAAUAUGUAUAAUCAGUGAAUUUUGGCCUCCAUCUGCCUUAACAUUUACAAAAAGAUGCCAAUCGUGGUUAAAGCCUGAACUUCUUCAAGAAAUAGUCAGAAAUGGAUGUCAUAUCGUACCAAUAGGUCACUCUAAAGGAAAUCAUGAACAAGCGGAAUGGAGAGUUUCAUUCUCUAAGGCAGAAAAUAGUUUAAUAUGCGCUAUGAACCAUUGUCAGUUUUUGUUGUAUGGGAUAAUGAAAAUGUUCCUGAAGGAAGCCAUUAACAAAAGCCAGAAUGAAGAUGUAAAGUUAUUGUGCUCAUAUCAUAUGAAAACAGCACUUUUUUGGACUUGUCAAAAUAACUCUUUACCUGAGUGCUGUCCAGAAAAUCUUUUGAAAUGCUUCUGGGUCUGUUUAAAACUUGUUGUAAAAUGGGUGCAUGAAGGCGUUUGUCCAAAUUUUUUCAUCCCUGAAAAUUACAUGUUUUUGGGCAAAAUUUACGGUUGUGCUCAACGAAAACUUUUCUCAAAAUUGUACACAAUGUAUGAAACUGGAUUUUCUUGCCUCUUAGAGUGUCCUUCGAUUCAGGUCUAUAUAUCAGAAAGUCUUACCAAUGAAAUACCAAAACCGAUUGCUAACAAUAACAAACCUCUUCUUGCAGAACUCUUCAUGCACCUGGAAGGUUGUUGUUGCUUGAGAAUGUUCAAUUUACAAAACGUUUUAUGUACAUUGAAGAAUGUUAAAAAGUUAUUAAGUAUUAAUUUGAUCCAGAUUCAAGCUCUUAUGGUACAAAAAACAGCCAUUUUCAUGCUUCAACAUAUGGCUUUCCAUAUUAUGUCCCUUAAACAAAGCAAGAAUAAGUAUCUCUAUACAGCAGAGAAGUUAUCCUUUCGCGCAAUAAAGCUAUCCGUCGAAUAUGGAGGUGUGUCUGAUCUAUUGUUUGGCGCAUUGUAUUACUACAAGAAAAAUGACCAUCAGAAAGCUUUAGCUAUCAUCAAGAAAACAAAGAGAUUGUUGGUAGAACCAUCCAUGAUACAUUUUGCACACAUACCUGAUAGGAGUGAUAGGGUAACAGGAAAUUCGUUAUCUUUAGUGGAGAGGAAAACUUUCGCCCAUUCUGUUGUGAUCCUCUGUAGAGUUUUUUAUAUUGAUGAGUUAGUGACAGAGCAAAAACAUAGUUUGAAAUAUCCAUGGCCCAUAAUACGAAUACCCCCUUUUGUUUUUGCAUGCAUGCUAGAGUUUCUCUGUUACCGGCAUGUUGAUACACAAAAAGCUCAAUCUACUUUGGAGAAACUAUCUGCCCUCCUGACGGAUGAACACUCCGGUUAUUUAACCCUUCCAUUAAGAGAGAUAUCAUGGCAAAUUUUAGGAAUAUGCCUUGAAUUAUCGGGCAGAUUUCAUGAUGCUUUUAAUGCAUAUGAGAAAUCACUUGAGGAACACCAGGAAAACAAAAUUAAGUCUGCUACAGAAGAGAGGAUGCAUAAUUUAAUUGGAGAAAUGCAAAAAACUCGAAAUCAGUGAUAAAAAAAAUAAUUAAAAAAGCUGUAUUUAUAAUGAUUGUUUUUUUUAAAUUUAUUAUUUAGGAAUAUUGUGUAUGUAGUUAUUAUGAACAAUGUAUAUAUAAUUGAUAUUUUUGUACCAGACGUUUUGUGUUUUACCAGCAAUUAAAGUUACUAUACUCCCAUUAAAUUAAAGUUAAAUAAUGAUUUUUAAAUAACAAGUUUUUAAGUCACAUAGUUUGUUGCA